This is a messenger RNA of Lottia gigantea (owl limpet), 630 nucleotides long. RefSeq lists its product as hypothetical. The transcript has 3 exons. The annotation marks the transcript as partial. The record is from RefSeq and is a predicted model, not a curated record. Gene Ontology annotation, biological process: mitochondrion organization; protein targeting to vacuole; protein retention in Golgi apparatus. NCBI's taxonomy places the organism in Eukaryota, Metazoa, Mollusca, Gastropoda, Lottiidae. Gene Ontology annotation, cellular component: extrinsic component of membrane.
GAAUUAAAGGGUCAAGCUACUAAGAUAUUAGGAUCUAUAGAUGUUUUAGGUAAUCCCCUGGGGUUUGUUAACGACGUGACGGAAGGUAUCUCCGGGUUGAUAAAAGAUGGUAACGUCACUGGGUUGUUUAAAAACGUCACCCAUGGGGUUUCUAAUACUGCUGCUAAGAUGACAGGUGCGUUAUCCGACGGGUUCGCCUCAGUUUCAAUGGAUGAUGAUCACAUGAAACAACGAGAUGAAUUACGUCACAUUGAGACUGGACAGAGUCGAGCUCACCUACUGGCAGGAGUUAAGGGCCUUGGUUAUGGUAUAUUAGGUGGUUUAACUGGUCUUGUAACACAACCGUAUUCUGGGGCUAAGGAAAAAGGAAUCGGGGGAUUUUUUAAAGGAGCAGGAAAGGGAAUUGUUGGAACAGUUACUAAACCUGUCACAGGUGUUUUAGAUUUUACAUCUGGGGUGGCAAACGCUGUCCGUGAUAAAAGUCAGGUAUCUUCCAAACAACAUCCACCUCGUAGUCGAGAUCCUCGUGUCAGUCCUGGUAUACAUGGAGUUAUCUCCACCUACAGUCCCUCGCUAGCUCGAGCUCAACUACAUCUUUAUAAUCUCAACAACAAUAAUCAUAAUGAAUAG